Molecule: messenger RNA, 3131 nt
Organism: Cotesia glomerata
Lineage: Eukaryota; Metazoa; Arthropoda; Insecta; Hymenoptera; Braconidae
Exons: 4
Coding region: 98-2590 (830 amino acids)
Source: RefSeq, a predicted model, not a curated record
AACUCGUUUUUUAUUGGAAAUUUGGCGUACUAAAAAUUACUUGGUUUCAAAAAAUUAAAAUAUAAUUUAAUAGUUAACAUUGGCCUUUAUUCUUAGAAUGGAGUUUCCAAUAUUUUUUAAUCUUGAUCGACCAAAUGGUCGUAAACCUUGGAACCGUUUAUCAUACGAUCAAAAGAGGAAGUUAAGGAACAGAUAUUAUGCGUACUUAAAAGAUGCUUCUCAAUCAAAUUUGUCCAACACAGUCAGUUCUAAUCCUGCACAAAAUUGUGCUCAAUUUACGCAAAACGAUUAUAACGUACAAGAAACGUCUGUGCCAGACCCUACGGAUACCGUGGAAAAUAAUAUGGCUGAAAAUAUAUCAAACUCCAGUCAUGAUUUUGUUUCUGCAAAUACUUCUGCUACUACUCCCAGUACAAGUCAUAUUGCUGCUGAUAAUUUUCAUGAAGAUGUUCCUAACUGUAAUCCUCUGCAAGUAAUGUCUGUUCUACCUGACACAAGUGCUUCUCUUGCUAUUCACGCUAUUGAAGAUAACAUUUGUGAAAAUAUAACCACCUGUGCCAACGAUAAUUUAGUUUCCACCUCAACUUCUACAAGUGCUCCUGAUGUUGAUCAUGUUGUUAAAGACAAUGUUACUGAAGAUGUUCCAUGCUCUGGGCAAAGUAGUUCAAUUACUGCCUCGAUUUCCGAUGAUGCACUAACUUCUGAACCUGGUGCGGAUGACCAAAUAACUAAGUUAACACCGAAUCCAUAUAUUCAUUCAAAUCAUAUAUUCAAAAAGUUAAAAAUUAAUCACCCCGGGUGUUUCCAACAUUCUUUUCAAUCAAAUUUAGCUGAAUGUUUCACAAGUAACAAAAUUAAUCAAACCCAAAGCAAAGCUAUUUUAAAUGUAUUGCAUACUCAUCCGUCUUUGAAAUUUCUUCCGAAAGAUCCUCGCACACUUUUAAUGACACCAUGUGAUAAAAUUGAACCAAAAAUUGUCGAACCAGGAAAUUAUCUUCAUUUAGGAAUCGAGUGGAUGCUGUUAUUAACGUUAUCAUCUCUGUCAGCACAUGAAGUUCCCAACGAAUUGAUUAUCGAUUUUAGCACUGAUGGUGCUGAGAUGAAUAAGAAUAUUCAAAUAUGGCCCAUCCAAAUUCGCAUCGUUAAUAUAGAGAAAAUAAAGAAGCCUAUACUCGUCGGUGUUUAUGAAGGAUCCAGUAAGCCUAAAAAUUUCAAGGAAUUCUUUCAUGAUUUUGUUGAAGAAUCUAAAAUAAUUAUUGAAAAUGGUGGUAUUUAUUGCAAUGAAAAAAUAAUCUCAAUAAGAUUUCGAUGUUUCAUCGCAGACGCUCCAGCUCGGUCAUAUGUACUUAAUCAUAUGUCGCAUGUAUCAAAAAAUCCUUGUUCAAAAUGCAAGGUUGAAGGAAUAACUCACCUCCAUUCACGUCAUUUCCUUGGUCAUGGUUAUGUACAAAGAACAGACUUUGAGUAUAGAAAGCUUCAAGAUGUUGACCAUCAUUUAGGUGAAUCAUCGAUAAAAGAUCUUCCGAUUGAUCUAGUAAAACAAGUCCCUUUCGAGUAUAUGCACUUGACUUGCUUGGGAGUCAUGAAAAAAAUGAUUGGAUCUGUUGUAUAUGGUAAAUGUCAGCCCGGAAAGUUACAAAACUUUGAAGUAACAUUUUUGUCAGCUCGUUUAGUGGAGUUGCAAAGUUAUUGCCCUCGUGACUUUGCUAGAACGCCACGGGAAAUUCAACAUUAUGGUAAAUAUAAAGCCACGGAAUUUCGUCAGCUGUUAUUGUACACUUUCAUUGUCGUGACACCAGGAAUUAUUACAACAGAUCAAUAUGAUCAUUUUUUGCUGUUGCAUACAUCGAUGCGUGUCUUAUUGAAUAAUCAAUCAUCUUCAGAAGAUAUUGAAUUUGCUGACGUAGCAAUAAAAAAAUUUAUAAUUGAUGCCGAAAAAAUACAUGGGUUGGAGUUUCUUACAUAUAACUCUCAUGGUCUUGUUCAUCUCGUGGAAGAUUUUAAACAGUUCGGUUCAAUUGAAAACACUUCUGCGUUUGCGUAUGAAAACGCAAUGAAGGACUACCGUGAUUUAAUAAAUAAACAGUAUCAACUGUUACAGCAAAUUUACAAACGUAUAUGUGAACAGUCGCAUUUUCAAAAUACAAAUAGUAAAUCUUAUCCAAAUCCGAAAGGUACAAUGGAGCACAAAAAUGGCCCAAUAAAUGACGAAAUGCGCGAUAAUUGCGUACAGUAUAAAAAUUUAGAGUGCAGCAAAUUUUUUUAUUCAACAGAGCAGAAAGAUAAUACAAUACAAACAAAAGAUGGCAGAAUUGGAAUAAUUAAAAAUAUUAUUUUCACCAAUAAAAAAAUUUUUUUAGCAGUUUCAUUCUUCAGAAAAUUGAUGCCUUUUUACCAUGUCUUGGAUCGACCCUCGACAGAUUUUGGAAUUUUUCAAUGUUCUUGCCUAAGUUCCUCGAAUGAAUUUAUACUACUCGAAGACAUAAAAAGCAAAUGCUAUCGUAUGCCUAUUUGGGUAAAAAAAAUGAUGACUCUCCAUACAACUGAUGAUAAAAUUAACAACGCUUUCGUCGUUUGCGUUAUGUUAUAAUUACGCAAUUAAAAACAUUGCAUUUAAUGGUGAUAAUGAAUGGUACUCUAACAUGCAUACUGAUCGUUAUUUGAAAAAAAAGGAUGCCAAGAAAUGAAAAUAAUGUUUGAGGUAUAAAGGCUGAGAGAAAACUUUAUGCAGAUUUUAUAAUUAAUGGAGCAGGUGGAUCCCUUUCAUAAAAGUUAAAGGAAAAAAUAAAAAAAAACAUAAUUUCAAUUAAUGAAUAUACUCGAUAAUAGUUUAUUAAAGAAGACUGACAGUAAUCAAUCCUCCUAUAUAUAAACAGAGAAAUAGCCAAUGCCUUUAAAAGGUAUAAAUAAAUAUGCGGCCAAAAGAUGGGAAUGAAUUAUUCCACAAAGCUCCAGAAACAGACUUAACGAUCACUGGUGUAGGCUUAGAUGAACCUAAGUCACCGCCACAUUUAUCUCAGUGUUCAGAAAACCUGAAUUAACCUGCUCAAACCCACAUAUUGAUAUCUUUCAUCUUAAAAAUAAAAUAAUUUUCAUUUUUAUUCUUGUAAUUAUACAAGCUUACAAUGAGA